AUGGGCCCGGAUAGCGAGAAGACCAGCAAGUAUUUGGAAGUCAGAUCUCGACUGAUAGACAAAUUGGUUGAAUUCAAUCAAGAAGCUUUGAAGGAGGAGAUAGACAAACCCAGAAUUGCCAUUUUAAAGAAGAAAGUCAACGAGCUCUUGAAAGGUGGUGUUGUGAUAGAAAAGUAUGGGCUGGACUCUUAUCAAACUCAAAAAGUGCUUGAAAUCGUACUGAACGUCUUCAAUGGACGUGUUUUUGACAAGAACACGAAAUUGAAGCUUAUAAACCAAUGGUUGUUCACGUAUGAAACGAUAGAAGAGAGUAGCAUCAUCCAGAUUUUCUCGUGUUUAGGCGUAAAGUCAUAUUUUGUUCAAGAGGAAAAACUUCACAUUGACAUUCAGGCAGCACUGUUGAAUUGGGCUCUUCUGAAUCAUUUUCAAUGGGAAACCUACGAUCAAACAGUCAAGCUGAUGAAUCUAUUGAUACACUACUUGGCAUACAAAUUUGUCAGAAGAAGCCUAGUAUUGAUCAUUCUUUUGAGCAAAAACAAAGUGUUUGGGGCCCAAGUGAGUUUUUCAAGCUUGAAAUUGUGUCUAACUCUUCUGGACAAAGAUCCAGAUGACCUUAGCUUGCAAUUGUUGAUAAUGAUGAGUAGUGACUUUUCCGUUUCUAUCACACGAGACCAAAUGAAAACUAUAAUUUCUACAGACUCAAAGACCAUUAAACAUUGGGAAUCUGUUAUUAACGUUCGAAAGUUGUAUCAGAGUGGAUCCAAUAAGAAAGUUGCUCAGAGUUUGAAACAAAAUCUCACAUUUCUCCAGUCAAUUUGGAACUUAACCAAGGAAGAAGCCGUUCCUGCAGAUCAAUUGACACAUUCUAUAGGGAUUUUGAAAAGCCAAAGCGCACAUCAUGGUUACAGCGCAGAAACAGCUCCAGAUGUAAUUGAGCUUUUGUUUGCGUUGAAUGUGAGUUCUCCUGAUCUACAAGUAUCACCCAUCAUAUACUCAUUCUUCAAGGAACAUAAUGUUGAGGAAGAUUCUUCAGAGACUGAAGAGUUGAAGUUUCUUGUAUCAAAGUUAAUGAAAGUCCCUGAUGAUUUACUUCAAAAACUGAGUGUUUGGCUGGAAUAUGCCUUGAUCUCCAACAAUGGACAAUUGGAUCCACAAUCCAAAAUGAUACUGACAGAGUUGUUCCCCAAAUUAUUAAUAAUUCUGCGAUACGAUCAAAGAUUUUAUCUACCUGUUGUCAAAAAAGUUUUAUUUGGCCAGCUAGGGCUUUCUGUUGUUGGUGUAGUACCUGUCUGGAAGUGGUUUCCAUACAUGGAAGCAGUAUCAGCCAAGGAGUUCAAAGAUGAGUUUCUGGAAAAGCAUUCGCCUGAUUAUCAAUGGCUCCAGCCGUUAGCUUAUUCUUCUUGGAAUGAUGAAACCAUCUCCGCAAUGGUAAUAGAAAAAAUGCUAGACAUCAUAUUUCAGUACAACGAACACACCGCGGAGAGAUACUUCCGUCUCUUCAAACUCUCCCAAUUCAUUCUCCAAGCGCAAGGGUCCCGAAACAUUGUUAUUCCCCCGGUAUUGAUGUACGAGCUGCUAUUUUCAACCAAUAGCCUACUCGUGGACCAGUGUUGUCAUCUCGUUGUGCGGGCCAAAAACUACUACAAUACACAUGAAUUAGAUCCAUUUAAACAACUAAACAAUGCAUACGUAAUGGACAUUUGCAAUCUUCUUUGGAGACACAGAGGGUUCUCUAUUGACCAAACGGCGAGAGGGGCUUUCCUUCCGCCUGAAUUCAAACAGAAGCUAUCGACCAUACAAUUUUACCAGCAAGAGCUAGAACAGGAAUUCAACCUGUUCUUCCAUCCGAGUCUUCUAGGAAUAGUCACAAGGCUGGUAAAAGCCAGCAGUGACUCAAAAUACACAGGAAUAGUAAGGAAACAACAAUAUGAAGAGCAAGGACUUGAGGGCUUCGACGCUUUCAGAAUCGAGCUAUUGAACGGUUUAGAUUUGGCAGGCUUUGAAGGGAUUUCAAAUUUAUUAUUUACUUCGUUGAAGAGCUUAUUGGGCCAUCGAAUGAAGAGUUGA
Messenger RNA from Komagataella phaffii GS115, 2067 nucleotides. RefSeq lists its product as uncharacterized. Lineage: Eukaryota; Fungi; Ascomycota; Pichiomycetes; Pichiales; Pichiaceae. The coding region runs from base 1 to 2067 and encodes 688 amino acids. Gene Ontology annotation, cellular component: nuclear body; kinetochore; cytosol. The record is from RefSeq and is a predicted model, not a curated record. The transcript has a single exon.